Molecule: messenger RNA, 2777 nt
Organism: Linum tenue
Lineage: Eukaryota; Viridiplantae; Streptophyta; Magnoliopsida; Malpighiales; Linaceae
Source: the annotation of a GenBank genome assembly
CCCAUCCCCGGCUCCUCCCCUCCUCCUUCGCAGUCGCUCGUACUCAUCUUCUUCCCCAGAAACGCCGCUGUUUCCAAAUAUCCACUCCCCAGUCACCAUUGCCAAUCCACCGACUAGCCUGCUGCUAGUAUUGUGGAACCUUUGAAGAUAAACGGCCGCUGGGUGCAGUAGAGAAUGAAAGAGAGCUCAAAGGUUGUAGAGAUUUGUUUUGGAAGUGGAUGGAUGGACCGAACGGUGAAUCCAGUACAAGCACCUGCAUUUCUAAACGGUUCAGUAUUUUAUGGAUGCCCAUCUCCCAUAUUGAGGUGGGCGCAUCCUAAGUGUCGUUCUUGUUUUGGAAAGAGAUUGGAGCUCACGAGGAGACGGCUUUUUGCUGCGCGUGGAGCUCGACUCUAUUUGCGAGGUGAUUUGGUUGCUGUUGAUCGUGUGAAGAAAAGCUCGAUUGAAUAUGAGACUGGAUACUUAUGUGAAGGGAAAUCGGAGAACUUCCCCCACAUACAAACUCUGAAAAAUUUCCCAAAGGAAGAGCUGUCUGGUAAAGUUGUCAUGGUCAGGUUUGACAGCUCCAUUUUACUUGGGGAGAAACUUGACAAGAACUCGCUGGCUGUCUCUAAUGCGCUCUUCACAGUUCAGUAUUUGCUUGCAACUGCGGAGAAAGUGAUUCUUGUGAGUGACUGGAAGAGGGAAGUGAGUUCCAAGCUUCUUGACUCACAGUCUGUUUCAGAUAUAUUAUCAUCACUUCUCAGGCGAAAAGUUGUUAGUUUGAAAUGCCUUUCCUGUGGCGUGCCGUUCAAGAGGGAACUCCUUGAGGAAGCUGAUAUAUUCCUUCUAGAGAAUUUAUCUGGAUUUAGAAAGGAGGUUGCCAACUGUCCAGAAUUUUCAGAACUACUCUCUUCGGAAGUUGAUGUCUUUGUUAACGACUCCUUUUCCUUGUCUCAUAGAGUCCUGGCUUCAACAGUCGGCAUUUCUCGUUUUUCACCAGCUUGUGUGGCAGGUUUUCAAUUUGAAGAAAGCCUGCGGGAGUUAAAGCGGGUUUUGAACACCGACAAAAGACCAUAUAUUGCAAUUAUUGGAGGGGCUAAUAUCCACGGAAAAGCAGCUGCCUUGAAACGUUUGGUUUCUGAAUGUGAUGGAGUAGUCUUUGUUGGAAUGAUGUCGCUGCAAAUUAUGCAUGCUUUGGAAUAUUCAAUCCCUUCAACUCUUCUUGAACCCGGGUCAUCUGAUGCAGCUGUAGAAGUUAUCCAAUCUGCUCGAUAUAGAAAGAUUCCAAUUAUAACGCCGAAAGAUUUUUGGUGCAUAAAUGAUAGUCCAGGAUAUCAAAUUGAAGUAAUUCCUGCUCAUCGACUGGGAGAAGGUUGGGUACCUGUUGAUCUUGGGCCUAGGUCUCUUGAUGAAAUGGACUCUUUGCUUUCAAGUUGCAAGAAAGUAAUAUGGAUUGGACCAGUGAAAUUCAAGUCUUCACAUUCAAGUAUUUGUACAGAUGGAGCUUCUCAAGUGGCUCAAAUAGUAGAUAGGUUGGCACAACGGAAUUGUGAGAUAGCAGUUGUGGGGAAUAAAGCAUGCAGCGCUAUGAUAAAGGAAUCAAGGUCUUCAGCCAGUUGUUCUGUCAUUGAGAAUGCUUCAGUUGUAUGGGAGGUUUUAAAAGGAAGGAAGCUUCCUGGGUUGUUGGCCUUAGACAGAGCAUUCCCAUUCAAGAUUGAUUGGAGAAUGGCUUAUCGUAAUCCUGCUCAACCUUUGGUAGUUGACAUUGGAAGUGGAAACGGACUGUUCCUUUUCGGGAUGGCUUCAAGAAGGAAGGACCAAAACUUCCUUGGCUUAGAGGUUAAUAAAAAGCUUGUUAGGCGUUGCCUGGAUGGUGUUCAUCAAUCUGGGAUUCCGAACGGGUUCUUCAUUGCCACAAAUGCAACUUCGACAUUUCGCUCCAUUGUAUCAAGCUAUCCAGGAGAAGUAGUGCUAGUGUCAAUACAGUGUCCAAACCCUGACUUCAACAAUCCAGAGCAGAGAUGGAGAAUGGUGAAUAGAACAUUAGUUGAAGCAGUGGUUGAACUCCUUGCAUAUAAUGGAAAGGUGUUCCUUCAAUCGGACAUAGAGACAGUUGUGUUGAGAAUGACAGACAUGUUCCUUAGACACAGCAAGGGUAAGCUCAGCAUUGUACGUGAUGGAACAGCCAAGUGGAGGCAACAAGGGUCUUGGCUUCACGAGAACCCUUUUGGAGUUAGAUCGGAUUGGGAACAACACGUUUUGGAUCGUGGCGAUCCCAUGUACAGACUAAUGCUCUGCAAAUCAGCGACAAGCUGAAUGUGUCAACUUCCAUGGAGAUUGUUGUAGCUAAAAGAUAAUAGUAGCUUCCUGUGCUUUGAGCCGAAAAGGUAAAGCAUAUGCUUACGGUAAUCCUAUUGCCUGUUAGUAAAUUAGGUGGUUAAUGAGGAGUUAUUUGUUAAUAGAUAGUUAGGGGUAUUUAGCUGCUUGUCGUUUGUUCCGCCAAUCGAUCUUCUUCCGGACGGACGGCGUCCAAGGAUUGAAAAGGGUGAUCGACCUUCUUCACGUUUCGUUCCGCCGAUCAACGUUCUUCCCGUUGUUACUAGGAGUUACUGAAUGCUACAUGGAGCUGAUUUCGAGGAAGAGAGAGAGAGAGAGAAGGCGGUUAGAGGGUGCAUUGAUCACGCGAAAUUCCGUCUGAAACAAGCAGUGUGCCAUCGUGGUCUUUCCUCUCGCAGUAAGCUUCGUGUCGGGUUAUGGCAGCGGGCGGCGCCACAGUAAGCUUCGUUAUCAGAUGG